GUUCAAAAGCAUCAAUUCUGCGAGGGUCACGGACAAGAUGGUUCCGCCGGUGCAGGUCUCUCCGCUCAUCAAGCUCGGCCGUUACUCUGCCCUGUUCCUCGGCAUGGCCUACGGCGCCAAGCGCUACAAUUACCUGAAACCCCGGGCAGAAGAGGAGAGGAGGCUCGCAGCCGAGGCGAAGAAGCCGGAUGAGCAUAAGCGCAUCGAGCGGGAGCUGGCGGAAGCCCAAGAGGAUACCAUAUUGAAGUGAGCCUGCCCUUCUCCA
Dama dama (fallow deer) is the source of this 265-nucleotide messenger RNA. RefSeq names its product ATP synthase subunit e, mitochondrial-like. Gene Ontology annotation, molecular function: proton transmembrane transporter activity. The transcript has a single exon. The record is from RefSeq and is a predicted model, not a curated record. Gene Ontology annotation, biological process: proton motive force-driven ATP synthesis. The coding region runs from base 38 to 250 and encodes 70 amino acids. Lineage: Eukaryota; Metazoa; Chordata; Mammalia; Artiodactyla; Cervidae.